GCAGAAAGUCCUGAUUGAGGUGAUAUUAUGUGUGCAAUCAGAAGUUUUUUGGUGUAAUUUUCUCUUAAAGAUGAUUUCCGCUUCAUGGUCAGACACUGCAACAUUAGCACCGAGUGUCUAAUGUUACCCAGCAACUAAAUGAAAACAAGAGUGGUCUUUUACUGUUGCACAUUACGGCAUGUUCCCAUGAUGCAGCCUGAUGAAGUUAGUGAGGGGAGUCUCAGGCAGUGCUGAUGGGAAAUGGCCAUGGAGACGAGACAUGUGAUGAAGGAAAGUAUCAUCUUCAUGUGACCCAUGGCUGAGGAGCGGCUCAUAGGGGAGGACAAACACUCAUUUGUGUUGUGUUCUUCAGUCACUGAGGGGAAUCCACCGGUCAGCCCGUGUAGAUCAGCUUCCUUAUAGAUGAAACCAAGGUGGUCAGGAUGCAGACGAUUAAAACAGUGGAAACCCAAGUUCCCUUUCUCAAAGAGAGUUUCUUCACCACCACUUUCAAAGGCAGGAGGAAGAGCAGCGUCACCAACAUCCUCCGUAAACAGCAGCACUCGCUCCUCUACCAACAGCAGCAGCAGUGCAUUUUCGAGCACCAGCAGCACAGUCUGAAGCAAUUUCUGUCCCCUUCAGCUGAAAAUGGACCGGGGCAACAAACUCCGGAGCAUCAGCGCCUUGCGCGUUCGACCAGCAGCCCGUUAUGCAAGACUGUGGAGCAUGCAGGAGCAGAUGGGGAUAAAAAGGAGGGGCAACGAGAGAGAAAGGAUCAGAGAGCGAGAGAGGCUGUGCAGGGGAGGGGAGGGGAGCAAGGAGUGAGUGGUAGUGAGCCUGAGGCUGUCAGUGCCAGUCUCCUCCUACUUUCAUCAUCAGCAUCAGCAGCACUGAGGGAGGCAGCAUCAUCCUCACAGCUGCCGUUAACUGUGGUGGGCAGACAGCAGGGAUUAGCCGGCUCUGAAAGGCCUCUGACCAACAGAGGACCACCGUCGCUAGCAGCCCAGGAGGAAGCCCAGCAUGUCCAGGCUCGACCUCAGCAGCAUGGCCUGUUAGCCAAGGGUGUUCGCCUGCUCAGGAAUAUGGGGAACCAGGAAACAAAACAGAAGAAAGGAGGAGGAGGAAGUGGAGGUGCAGCAGGAGAUGCUUCCUGUGAUGGUGAGGCUGAUGAGAGAGAGGUGGACAAAAAAUCCAAAAAGUCCCACAGUAAGGUCAACAAAGGAGGUGGAGAACAUAGCAGUAAGAAGAAAUCUAAGUGUGAGUCGAAGGGUUCUGUGUUUUCUGGCAUGAAGAUUAGGAAGAGUUUAUCCAAGGUGAAGGGGUUGUCUAAGGAUGACAGCUUGGAAGAUGGAAGGUCAGCGCAGCCUGGCAAAGCUGAACUCAAGCCUGGAGCAGAGGUGAGCAUGUCAGCGGAUGAGAUGCUUUCAGAUGUUGACAGGGAUAUAAACCAUUUGACCGGAGACGGUCAUCAGUCUGGGGCGGAAGAUGCUGGCCGGAAGACGAGCUCGGGAUCAGAUGCUGACCUCUACAGUUUCCACUCAGCAGCAGCUGAAAAUGAAGACCUGCUCUCUGACAUCCAGCAGGCCAUACGAGACCAAUGUGCAUCCAGUGACAGGGUGCUGAAAAUGGUGACAGGCUUCUCCUCGGAAGAGUCGACCUCUGAGGAAAGCAAAGUUCCUGACACGGUAAUAUCUCACCAGCUGUUUAAUCUGGAUAAGGGACUAUUCUCUCCACCUGUUGGUAGUGAGAGCAUGGCUGAAGAACUAAAUGAUGAGUAUAAGAAAAUGGAGAAAGAAACCAGUAACCUCCCCAUAUCAAGAAAUUCCUCUGGUCCAGGGUCACUGAGUGAGAGUGGUCCACCAUCCUCAGCUGCGGACACUGAGAGAAGCAGUGGCAGCCUCUUCCCAAAGACAAACAGCACCUACAGCUUCCCAGACACCACACCCACCACCACCACCUCAUAUGAGAGUGCCGAGGAGCCCCAGGAUGACCUGGAGAGCCCGGUUCUGCACCUACACCACAGUCAAGAUAAUGGGGCUGAAGAGGGCCUAAACACAUGUGUGCCAUGUGUCAUUUUGGAUCCCAUAUUGGCAGGGACGGGGCCAAUCGGGCCUCACAAGAGGGCAAGCAGCAUGGACCUGUCUGUGGAGAGGGAGGAGGAGGAAGCUGGGAGACGGGACUUUCUGUCUCUGAGUAGGAGAAAGAGUAGCAUGUCUUUUAGCCAGCUGACACCUGACAGCGCCCUUGUUUCUCAGCCUAGACGGACAUCCGCUGCCUCCCCCUCCACUGUCAAACUCUACCCUCCGGUCCACCCCUCCUAUGUUAAGACCACUACCAGGCAGCUCACCUCUCCAGCUGGCUCCCCUCUUACCAGCCCCCAUGUUCCAAGGAAAACAGACCCUAAUGCAUCUUCGUUGGAAUCCAGCAGGGCCCAAGGAUUCAGGAGGCGCAUGCAGAGGUCCUCCUCCAUUGCUGGGCCCCUCAGUGUGUCGGGAGACUGGUCCACUGAGAGUUCCAGGUUCCCAGAGCAGGAAACCCCAGAGAGGAGUUGCUCAGGUGGGGCUUAUUGGACACUGGGAUCCAGGAGAGCACAUUAUGGAAGGCAGAACUCCAAUUCUACAGUUCCUUACCUGGAUGUCUUCUCUGGUCGCUCUCUGUUAGACAGGCUUUGUAUGCAUCAUGGAGAUGGGUCUACAGAGGACGAGGCGAAAGAAUUAUGUCAGCGAAUGCUGGUUCAGGGUCUGCUGCACCCCUUCAGUGACGGCACCACAGAGCUCCAUGGUGACAGCACUGUCUCAGCAGUCUUUAAUGAAGAGCAGCUGUACACCUGGGCAUCUGUAGGCCUUCCUGUGUCUUCCCACCUGUGGGAACUCUACGGGGGGAGAACCAUCAAUAGAGUGCACAGUUUGCGAUCCCCUUUACAUCAGUCGUCAGCCAAGACACCAGGUGCUCCACAAUUUCAGACAGAAUCCAGCAGGUUGAAGUCGGGUCAGUCAUCCUCAGAGGAUGAAAGCUGUCUCAUCCCUCAGCUGGAGAGAACCAUUGAUGACUUGCGGAUUAAGAUCGCUGUGUUGCAGGGCCAGCAGGCCUCCUUGGCAAAGGGCAACAGGAAGAAUAUGGGAGCUCUGGGCAACGGCCACCCCAAUGCCUCACAGAUGAGGGGAGGGAGACUGGCAAAGACGAGCCAGGAGGUGUCCGUUCAGACCUCGCCGGUGGAGGAGGGCUUUAAAUUUGACGUGCCUUUGAAUGGAGGAUCAGGCAGCGUGUCGUCCACCGUUUCAUCCUCUAUCCCCAAAUCUGUGGAGAGCUUCGUCUGCACGUGUCAGCAGAGGCAGCAGAGUGGCAUCCUCCCACCCCCUCCUCCACCUCAAGUCUCUGGAGGUGUGCCCCCACCUCCACCACCACCCCCUUUACCGGGAAGUGUCGCUCCUCCUCCACCACCACCUCCCCCACCAUUACUUGGGCUUGGAUCUUGUCCACCACCACCUCCUCCACCACCAGGUUGUGGACCUCCACCACCACCUCCACUGCCUGGCUUCGGCCCUCCACCCCCACCUCCUCCACCGCCAGGCAUGGGCCCUCCUCCGCCACCCCCACCGCCUGGAAUGGGCCCCCCUCCACCGCCCCCGCCCCCAGGCUUUGGGCCCCCACCACCACCAGGCCCCAUGCCCUCCAUGAUGGUGCAGGAAGCUGCCCCUGCCAAGGCUGCGAUAGAGCCCCCCAAGCCAAUGAAGCCCCUGUACUGGACACGCAUCCAGCUGCAUGCAAAAAAACAAACUGCCACACUGGUGUGGGAGCAAAUCGAGGAACCAGCCGUGGAUUUUGAAGAAUUCGUGGAACUCUUCUCCAAAAGCGCCGUUAAGGAAAAGAAGAAGCCAAUUUCAGACACAAUCAGCAAAUCAAAGGCCAAGCAGGUUGUGAAGCUCUUGAGCAACAAGCGUUCGCAGGCUGUCGGUAUCCUGAUGUCCAGCAUUCACCUUGAUAUGAAAGACAUUCAGAAUGCCGUCCUAAAUAUGGACAACACUGUUGUUGAUCUGGAGACUCUGCAUGCCCUUUAUGAAAAUAGAGCUCAAGGCGAUGAGAUGGACAGCAUUACAAAGCACAUUAAAUCAGCCAAAGACAAGGAGGACGCCAAGCCGCUGGACAAGCCAGAGCAGUUUCUAUACCAGAUAUCUCAAAUCUCCAAUUUCUCUGAGCGGGUGUUCUGCAUCCUGUUUCAGUCAACUUUCCACGAAUGUAUCACCUCAAUCCUCCGCAAAAUAGAAAUCCUUCAAAGAGUGUGCAAGACUCUGCAGAGCAGUAAGUGCGUAUUGCAGGUGCUCGGCCUGGUGCUGGCUUUUGGCAACUUCAUGAACGGAGGUAAUCGGUCUCGAGGGCAGGCCGACGGCUUCACCUUGGACAUUCUGCCAAAACUGAAGGACGUUAAAAGCAGCGAUAACUCCCAGAGUCUUUUGUCCUACAUUGUUGCUUACUAUCUAAGGCACUUUGAUGAGGAUGCUGGCAGAGAGACGUGUGUCUACCCUCUACCUGAGCCUCAGGACCUUUUCCAGGCCUCCCAGAUGAAGUUUGACGAUUUUCAAAGAGAUCUCCGCAAGUUGAGGAAAGACCUCAAUGCAUGCUCAGCUGAGACAGAAAAAGUUUGCAAAUUGUCGUCUGAAGAGAACCUGCAACCCUUCAAGGACAAGAUGGACGAAUUUCUCAGUCAAGCCAAAACCGAAUUGGAAACGCAGGAGAAGCAGCUGGCGGACACUCAGAAGAUCUUCAUGGAGCUGAGUGUGUCCUUCUCGGUUAAACCCAAGGCAGGAGAGAAAGAAGUCUCUCCCAGCACACUCUUCUCCAUUUGGCACGAGUUCUCCACAGAUUUUAAAGACCAGUGGAAGAAGCACAAUAAGCUGAUGUUACAGGAACGGGUGAAAAUGGCUGAAGAGUCCUUUAAACAGGCCAGGCAGAAGCCUUCCUAUAAUGUGACACCCAAACAUGCAACUGGAAUAAAAGCAAAGCUGGGUAAGAAGAUCUGAAGCACAGAAUGGAAAAUUAUCAUCACCAAGCCUGUUGCACAAGUGCUGUUUGUACAAUCUGACGUGGCUCAUCCGUCAUUUUUAACGUUUAUUCGAGUCCAGUAUUUGUUUUCAAUUGGUUUGGAGCUGUUGUUGGUUAUGAGUUGGUUCAAAGUGGAUAUUAUAUUGUUUAAAAGUGGAAUGAGCCAUUUCAUCCUCAGCCACCCCUUGAUAGCACUUGCAUAAUUAAAUGAAAUAUUGCUACCAGAAGACAUCCUUAAGCUGAGAUGAUUAAAUGUAGAUUAGCUGUUUUCCAGAAAGUCCUCAUUGGACUUUUGUAGCACUAUAGCCAAGAUUUUCCCUAUUUUCUAAGCUAUAUGUGUAGCCUGUUUUCUUUUUCAGUGCAAUUCCCGAGCCAUUUUUUUUUAGGAAGGCAUGAACACGUUUCUCUUUACAUCUCCCUUAAUGGCAAAAAGCACCAAAUUUUUUACAGUGUUUCUAUGUGGAUCUCCUGCCAGACAGUAAGUGCCUUAUUGCACAGUGGAGGGGUUAAAUGAGCAGAACAGAGCUGAUUUUUGAGACAUAUCAUCUGUAAUUAAGACACUUAAUCUGUUGAAAUAAAAUGACAGAUUUAGUUUCUUAAUAAUUUCAUCAAAUCUGGUUUGGAACCUAUUGAUAAUUGUACAAAUGUAUUCCACGUAUUCCUAAAUGUUGUGACCUGAUAAAUUCCUACAAUCCUGAGCAGUUAGAGUAUAAACUCCAAUAUCCUAAAGGAGCAAUAAGAUGAUGUGAUUUUCAUGUGCAAUACCAACAAUAUAUUUUGACUGAAUACCCAUGAAAAAAAUAUAUUUAUUGAAUAAAAGAAAUUAACUUAA
Molecule: messenger RNA, 5851 nt
Organism: Amphiprion ocellaris (clown anemonefish)
Lineage: Eukaryota; Metazoa; Chordata; Actinopteri; Pomacentridae
Gene: fmn2a
Product: formin 2a
Exons: 18
Coding region: 423-4997 (1524 amino acids)
Biological process (GO): intracellular transport
Cellular component (GO): endoplasmic reticulum membrane; nucleus; cytoplasm
Source: RefSeq, a predicted model, not a curated record